This is a messenger RNA of Sinocyclocheilus grahami, 572 nucleotides long. RefSeq names its product serine/threonine-protein kinase TAO2-like. The transcript is spliced from 6 exons. Lineage: Eukaryota; Metazoa; Chordata; Actinopteri; Cypriniformes; Cyprinidae. Gene Ontology annotation, molecular function: ATP binding; protein serine/threonine kinase activity. The record is from RefSeq and is a predicted model, not a curated record. The annotation marks the transcript as partial. Gene Ontology annotation, biological process: protein phosphorylation. Gene Ontology annotation, cellular component: cytoplasm.
GAGCCAGUCAUGCCUGCCAGUGUGCGUACUGGGACCCCGAAGGACUCAGAGGUGUCUGAGCUCUUCUACAGAGAUGAUCCUGAGAAGCUCUUCACUGAUCUCCGGGAGAUCGGUCAUGGCAGCUUUGGAGCCGUGUACUUUGCUCAUGAUGUGCGUUCCAAUGAAGUGGUGGCCAUCAAGAAGAUGUCGUUCAGUGGCAAGCAGUCCAAUGAGAAAUGGCAGGACAUCAUAAAGGAGGUGAAGUUCUUGCAGAAGCUCAGACACCCCAAUACCAUCGAAUACAAAGGGUGCUACCUCAGGGAGCACACAGCAUGGCUGGUGAUGGAAUACUGUCUAGGAUCAGCCUCUGAUCUGUUAGAGGUGCAUAAAAAACCUCUGCAGGAGGUGGAAAUAGCUGCUAUUACCCACGGUGCACUUCAGGGCCUCGCCUACCUUCACUCUCAUAACAUGAUACACAGAGAUGUGAAGGCAGGUAAUAUUCUGCUAACUGAGCCCGGUCAGGUGAAGCUUGGAGAUUUUGGCUCUGCCUCAAUCGUUUCUCCUGCCAACUCUUUUGUGGGUACACCGUACUG